AUGCUGUUUUCACCGCUGCCUCUCGUCUGCAUCCUGGUUGUCGUCCCCGUAGUUGCGCAUGCCCUACGCAACUGGUGGAGGCUCCGAACUCUGGCAACCGAACAUGGCUGUCGUCGUCCACCGCAGCUCUCACGACUGCAAAACCUUCGGCAGCAAAUGGCAGCCCUAACAGCGCAUACCUGGCUCGACAUGUGGUGCCAGCGUUAUACCACGAUUGGCACGACCUUUGAGAGCGCGACGGUCGGUACGGAUUCCAUCAUCUUCACUAUUGAACCGGAGAACAUCAAGACCAUACUAGCGACCAGUUUCUCCUCCUUUGCGUUAGGAGAGCGACGACGCAAUCUAUUGAGCCCACUCGUAGGCAUGGGUGUAUUCACGGCAGAUGGAAGGGCAUGGGAACAUUCGCGGUCAUUGAUCCGCCCAACUUUUACCAAGAUGCGCAUCGCUGAUUUGGACCUGUUCGAGUCACACUUUCAGGACCUCCUAGCCGCUUUGCCGCCACGUAGUCCGUACUCAGGCCUAAUCGAAGUCGACCUGCAGCCAUUGUUCUUUCGCAUGACGCUUGAUUCGGCCACGGAGGUACUACUAGGCCGCUCGUUUCAUUCGCUGCGGGCUCCACCCGGUUCGCCGUUUCACCGUUUCAUGGAAGCCUUCGACUACGCCCAGCUCAAGGUGCACACGCGCGACCUGCUAGACCGUGGGUGGAUGAAGCCGCUGGGUCUAUUCCGGCGCUUACUGCGUGGAGGACGCAAGGAUCGCUUUGAUGAGGCAUGUGAAACGGUCAAUACUGUUCUAGAUGAAACGAUCAGGGAGUUUCUUGGUCAGCUACAUGCUGGGGGCUCGUCGCAGGAGAAGACAGACCAGGACCACAAGCAAAAGCUAUAUGUGUUAUUGGAAGAAAUGGUGCAGAGCACGCGCGAUCCGCUCGAGUUGCGAUACGAGCUUCUUAACGUGCUCAUUGCUGGUCGUGAUACAACGGCCUCGCUCCUCAGCAAUGUGUUCUUCAUGCUAGCGCGCCGUCCGGAUCUGUGGACAGAAGUACGCACAGAAGUCCUGCGGGUAGUUGGUCAACGGCCGCCCACAUACGAGGCAUUGAGAGACCUAAAAGCAGUUCGAAAUGUACUAUUUGAAUGCCUCCGUCUUUACCCACCCGUCCCGUUCAACUCACGCUGUGCCACCACCGAUACAGUUCUCCCUCGUGGUGGUGGUCCUGAUGGGCAGUCACCAAUUCUAGUACGUGCUGGGCAGGCCGUCAACUAUCAUGUGUAUGCAUUGCACCGUAGGCCCGAUAUCUUUGGGCCGGACGCAGUUGUGUUCCGCCCCAGUCGAUGGAACGAUCCCUCCCUGCGGCCGGGCUGGGGAUAUAUCCCGUUCAAUGGUGGUCCUCGCAUCUGUCUCGGUCAGCAAUUUGCUCUGACGGAAGCAUCGUAUACGGUGGUCCGGUUGAUACAGCAAUUUAUUGCGAUUGAGCGCCGGGAUGUGGAGCUCGAAUGGAAGGAACAUGUAGCAUUGGUGACCAAGAGUCGCCGCGGGACGAGAGUAGCCUUAGUUUUGCCAGAGAAAUGA
This is a messenger RNA of Aspergillus alliaceus, 1566 nucleotides long. Its product is annotated as cytochrome P450. The record is from RefSeq and is a predicted model, not a curated record. Lineage: Eukaryota; Fungi; Ascomycota; Eurotiomycetes; Eurotiales; Aspergillaceae. Bases 1 to 1566 code for a protein of 521 amino acids. The transcript has 4 exons. Gene Ontology annotation, molecular function: oxidoreductase activity, acting on paired donors, with incorporation or reduction of molecular oxygen; heme binding; iron ion binding.